Molecule: messenger RNA, 1907 nt
Organism: Gopherus flavomarginatus (Mexican gopher tortoise)
Lineage: Eukaryota; Metazoa; Chordata; Testudines; Testudinidae
Product: zinc finger protein 501-like
Exons: 4
Coding region: 300-1682 (460 amino acids)
Biological process (GO): negative regulation of transcription by RNA polymerase II
Cellular component (GO): nucleus
Molecular function (GO): DNA-binding transcription repressor activity, RNA polymerase II-specific; RNA polymerase II cis-regulatory region sequence-specific DNA binding; DNA-binding transcription activator activity, RNA polymerase II-specific
Source: RefSeq, a predicted model, not a curated record
GUAUUUCACCCAAGCACAGGGGGCUCUGCUGGACCCCACUCAGAGAGCCCUCUACAGGGAUGUCAUGCAAGAGAACUACAAGACAGUGACCUCGCUGGGUCACUUUUACUGAACGGUUCAGCUAUAGUUACCACUUGGACCAGAUCCUGUCCUCCACUUCGGACUAAAUCAAGAAUUGCCUCUCCCCUGGCGGGCUUGAGGACUAGCUGCUCCAAGAAGCAAUAAUUUAUGGCAGUGGUUCUCAAACAUUUUUUCCGUGGACCAUUUGAAAAUUGCUGAAGGUCUCGGUGGACCAUGUAAUGAUCUUUCCAAAUGUUGAUUGUACCAUUAGCUAUGGAUUCCCCAUUCCCAAACCUGAGCUGAUCGCCCGGCUGGAACGAGAGGAAGAGCCGUGGGUCCCAGAUCUCCAGGCCACGAAGGAAAGAGAGAGCCCGAGAGGCACCUGCACAGGCAGUGACUCCUGGGUUCUCUCUCUUCCAGCAGGUGAUAGGACAGUGAGUGAGAACAAGGAGGAGAAUCAGCAGCAGGAAGGUCCUGGGAAAGUGGAACCGCAGGAGACGUGUUUGAGAAGAGCUGAAGGGAAUUUUUCCCAGGACUUGGAACAGGGAAAAGUCUGGGGAGAUCGACACAGAUCAGAGAUGCAGGGGGGAAAUUAUCCCAGGAGGAAACUGGAUGAAUCCAUUCAAUAUGAGGCAACAUGCAAAGAUCCCAAGGAAACCACAGCCCAGCAGACAUAUCACAGGGAAGAGAAAUCCUAUAAAUGCCUAGAGAGUAGGAAGAGAUUCAAUAUGAGUAGAAACCUUGUUACACUUCAGAGAAACCACUCAGGCGAGAAACCGUAUAAAUGCUUGAACUGUGGGAAAACCUUCAGUAAGAGCUCAGGCCUUGUUAAACAUGGCAGAAUGCACGUGGUGGAGCGACCUUAUAAAUGCCUGGACUGUGGGAAAACCUUCAUUCAGAGCUCAGAUCUUCUUAUACACCAGAGGCUGCACACAGGAGAGAGACCUUAUAACUGCCUCGAGUGUGGGAAAAGAUUCAACGUGAGAUCAAACCUUAUUAAACAUCAGCAAAAACACACAGGAGGGAAACCCCAUAUUUGCUUGGAUUGCGGGAAGUGUUUCAGUCUGAGCUCCUACCUUAUUACGCAUCAGAGACUGCACACGGGAGAGAGACCUUAUAAAUGUCUUGAGUGUGGGAAAAGCUUCAGUAACAGUGCACACCUUAUUAAACAUCGCCGAAUUCACACUGGAGAGAGACCAUAUAAAUGUCUUGAGUGCAGGAAAAGUUUCAAUCAGAGCUCACACCUUACUGUACAUCAGAGAACGCACACAGGACAAAAACCCCAUACAUGUUUGGACUGUGGGAAAAGUUUUAGUCAGAGAUCGGUCCUUCUUAGACAUCAGAGAAUCCAUACAGGAGAAAAACCUUACACAUGUUUGGACUGUGGGAAAAGUUUUAGUCAGAGAUCAUCCCUUCUUACGCAUCAGAGAAUCCAUACGGGAGAGAAACCCCAUACGUGUUUAAACUGUGGGAAAAGUUUCAUUCAGAAAUCACACCUUACUACACAUCAGACAAUCCACGUGGGAGAGAAAACCCAUAAAUGUUUGGACUGUGGGAAAAGCUUCAGUAACAGUUCCUACCUCACUAAACACCGGAGAAUCCACAAGAGUGGGAUACCCUAGAAAUACACCAGUGGUGGAAAAAGAUUCAGUGGGAACUCACGCAUCAGAGAAUUCCCACAAGAAGGAGAGAUUUUUGACUUUUAAAAAGACCUUUAAUAAAAUUGGUACACGAAACACACUGAAAACAGGAAAAAUAAAUGAUGGAUUUGAACCCAUAGAAGAGUUGAUAGUCACUGAGCAGACAGUGGAUGCAGUUCCAGGAUUCCUAGCUAAUGGCUCGUUAGG